AUGCUGCCCGUGGGCUGCGGCGGGCGGCUGCAGGCGGCGCUGCAGGCGGCGCUGGGCGAGGGCGCGGAGCAGCAGCGGGAGCUGGAGGCGCGGGCGGCGCGGAGCCGGGCGCUGCUGCGGGGAUGUGCCGACCCUGCCAUGUGUUUACUUCCCCCAGGGACUGUGAGGAAGAUGAGCAGCUGCAGGCAGCAGGGUGGCUCCAGCCUCACCCAUGAAGACAGGCCUUCGCCCAAGGAGCUGGAGGAGCUGGAAGCGCUUGAACAAGGCCUUAGAGAAGGCACUGAAAGUCAGGAAAAGCAUUUGAAAACUCCGUUAGGGACCCAGGGAGCUGCGAGAGAGAAAUCUGCAGGUGAAGGACCUGCCUCCCAAGGGACUGCUGAAGAGCAGCAAGUGCCUGCAUCUGUUGAGGAUGUUCCUGUGACCACGAGGGUGAGAACUGUAAGCAAGAAUCCUGCACCUUUGAAGAAGUCCUCCUCAUACAAGCUGAGAGCCCCUUAUAGGACCGAUCCAGAUGUGAAAAAACUGCAGAGGAAAGCACCUGCCAGAUGUGUUUCUCAAGGUCCCAGGACAGCUGGAAAGAGCUCCUCAAAAGGGGUGGCCUGUAACCAAGGAAGGAGUCACAAGACAGCGAUUGGCAUUGGAAAUAGAGGGGCCUGUGGUGCCAGCAACCCCAAAAAGACACCUAUCUUGUCCAGAUCUGCCCCUGAAUGAGCAGCAACCUUUUCCGUGGGGGAUUCAGCUGGGGGAAAGGACUUGAUAACUGCUGGCAGCCAGCUGUUUGAUGCAGGGAAGAAAAGUGGUGGCUUCCUGGGAGAGUCCAGCAGAAAGGAGACCCCUACAAGUGAAGGUGUGUUGGGAAGGAGCACCUCACCACGAGCAGUCACCCUCCAGGAGAAGGGGUGCCAGCUGAAGCUGCCCCUUUCCUACAGGAAGGCCUUCUCUCGAAUUUUCAGGGCAUGGGAGAGAUGUCGCCUCUGCCAAACAAGUGUGGAUGCAGCAACUGCAAGAAACAGUUUCAUAGAGAGGAUUCAAGCAACUUUUUGUUCACCAGUGCCAGCCUUCAGUCCUGCAGAGAUAGAGGAGGAAUUAAAGGUCCUCCAGGAUGUCCCUUCCCUUCUGAGCCAGUAUGUGGAAGCUGAGCCUGAAGAGCAUCCCACUCUGCAAAGAGAGUACGAAAGCCUUUUGACCUUGGAGGGUUUGCAGACCACUGUUUCCCAGUGCCUACAUAAGCUGCAGCUUCUGCAGGCAGCUGUGGAGUCCCAGAUGAGGCUGCGCCCAGACUGCACUGAGGACGUUGGAAUCUGCUUUCCCACCUGUGUUGCUCCCAAGGGACAGCCUUGUGACGGCACAGGCCUGCUGGCUCGGCCUCUCCUUUCUUACUCCAGUCUCCAGGAGCUGAGGGACCUGUUUGCCUUGAAGCUACGAGUAGCCAUGCUUCACCAACAAAUUGCCUUACAAAAGGUCAUGAUGGCAGAGCUCCUGCCUGUCCUGGAGUCCAGGCUGCACCCCGAGGCCUCCACUGCUCAGCUGUACCGGGCGAUUUACACGCUGCUCUGUGAAAGAGGCAAGCGAUUCCCUGUGCUGGUGAGAGACGAGCUGCCAGACUGAUCCAGUGGGAGCCUGCUGCUUGCCGUCUGCAUAAUCAGAGUCAGUUUUAAGCAAUAAAUCUUCUGU
Messenger RNA from Cuculus canorus (common cuckoo), 1674 nucleotides. RefSeq names its product tubulin epsilon and delta complex 2 (gene TEDC2). The record is from RefSeq and is a predicted model, not a curated record. NCBI's taxonomy places the organism in Eukaryota, Metazoa, Chordata, Aves, Cuculiformes, Cuculidae.